AUGAAAUCAAGUUACUCAGAGAAAAUACUUAGAAAGCCAAGUUUCUUUGGAGGAAGUAUUGUAUUCGACAUUCAGCAUAUUAGUAAUCUUAAUAAUCAAUUAAGUACUCAAAGAAAUAUACAUUUACAUAUAUACUACACUUAUGGAUGGAUAUAUUUUGUUCUAUCAUGUACCAAAUCUUUAUCUAAACAAGAAACCAUAUUAAGACAAAACAGAAAUUUUCAAUCACAUAUAUUUAUCUCGGAAAUAAACGACAUGACCCUGGCGAUUUCUGUAAAAUCCACAUCCCAGUCAGCGACACCUGCUUGCUCUAAAGAAACUAUCGAAAACCUCAAACAACAAUAA
Messenger RNA from Trichobilharzia szidati, 345 nucleotides. The record is from the annotation of a GenBank genome assembly. Lineage: Eukaryota; Metazoa; Platyhelminthes; Trematoda; Strigeidida; Schistosomatidae.